CCGUCCCAGCGUCCCUCGCGGCGGGGUGAGGGGUCGCGGCGGGCGCGCGCUGAUGGCGGCGGCGGCGGCUUCCUGAGGCGGGCCAGGCGGCAGCAGCGGCCCCGCUCCCACCAUGCACACCUUGGCCACGGCCGCGCCUGUGCCAACAGCGCUGGCUCAGGUUGACCGGGAAAAGAUCUACCAGUGGAUCAAUGAGCUGUCCAGCCCUGAGACGCGGGAGAAUGCGCUGCUGGAGCUGAGCAAGAAGCGCGAGUCUGUGCCCGACCUGGCGCCGAUGCUGUGGCACUCCUUUGGCACAAUCGCAGCGCUCCUUCAGGAAAUUGUAAAUAUUUAUCCAUCCAUCAACCCUCCAACGCUGACAGCCCAUCAGUCCAACAGAGUGUGCAAUGCUUUAGCUCUACUGCAGUGUGUUGCAUCACAUCCUGAAACAAGGUCAGCUUUUCUGGCAGCUCAUAUCCCUCUCUUCCUGUACCCCUUCUUGCACACAGUUAGCAAGACACGUCCAUUUGAGUACCUGCGGCUCACGAGCCUCGGAGUGAUUGGGGCCUUGGUGAAAACUGAUGAGCAAGAAGUGAUAAAUUUCUUACUGACAACAGAGAUUAUCCCCCUGUGCUUACGCAUUAUGGAGUCUGGCAGUGAACUCUCCAAAACGGUUGCUACGUUCAUUCUUCAGAAAAUCCUCCUGGAUGACACAGGCCUGGCAUAUAUCUGUCAGACCUAUGAGCGCUUUUCCCAUGUUGCCAUGAUACUGGGUAAGAUGGUCCUGCAGCUCUCCAAAGAGCCGUCGGCACGGCUUCUGAAGCACGUCGUCCGCUGCUACCUUCGCCUUUCCGAUAACCCCAGGGCACGUGAAGCUCUCAGGCAGUGCCUUCCUGACCAACUGAAGGAUACCACCUUCGCCCAGGUCCUGAAGGAUGAUACCACCACCAAGCGCUGGCUGGCUCAGCUCGUCAAGAACCUGCAAGAGGGUCAAGUCACUGACCCGCGGGGCAUCCCUCUUCCUCCGCAAUGACUGCUGGGGGAGGUGGGGGACCGGGGAAGAAACAGCUCAGGUUUACAAAGAACCAGGAACAGGUGACCUCUUCUGAAACAAACUGGGCAGGCCAGCUGGCUGCUGGCCUGUUGGCCCACCCCGCCCAGCCCAAGGGCUGCUCUGUAGCAAUGCAGCACGCCUCCGGGGAUCGCAGCACCAGCAAAUGCUGAUAUCACAGCUUCAAAACAAAAAUCAAUAAAAGCAAUCUGUAAUGAUCCCCAUCUCUGCAGGAGGCUUGGCUGGCAUCUCCAGCCCAGCUGCUCCUCCAGCCAGCUCGGCCUCUGCCCCAGCACCGUGCGGCAUGGGCUGUGCAUGCCAUGGCCCUCCGCUUCUUGUUUACACAUCUGUUUAGAUGAGUGAGCUGAAUAAAAGCUGAUCUAGUUCUUUUAUCCCCUCUUAAGACUGCUGCUCAGCUGCAGGUAACCCCAGGCCAGCUUCCUUCCCUCCCAGCAUAUCCUUGCUCUUGGCUCUGUGUCUGGCUGGCGCAGCAAGCUUCAGUCUCCCUUCCUUUGGCACUGAGGCAGUGGCUGGAGCUGGGCCACUGCAGUGCCCUCCCUGAGAGGAAGGGGGGAUUACUUGUGAUGAGCCCUCACGUCAUAAGCUUGCUCCCCAGGCCUGUGGGGGAGGAGGAGGCAGCAGCACUGGGGCUCUUGUGCUGUAAAUAGCGUGCUCCUACAGCUACCCGGCAGCCAGGGGCUAAUGCGUGCUGACCUCCCAGCCAGUGCUGACCCGGGGCGCAGGUGGAACUGCUGGGAGUGCCGUCCUGCGGGCACCAGGUAUAUGCCUUCUGCACCCACCGCUGCUCGCCAGGCGCCUCGCAGCCUGGGCCCCUCCCUUUUCCCGCUGCUCCUGUUCCCCUCUGCCAGGCGGCUGCAUCCCUCUCAGCGUUCAACCCUGCGUUUGCCUCAGCCCCGCCGCAGCGCAAGGGCCGGCAGCGGCUUCCCCGCUCGCACGGCUUCCUGCGGCCGCGGGAGGGAGAGCCGAGGAGCGCUGCUCUGCGCGCCCGCCCGCCCGUGGCUGCAGGCAAGCCCAGGCAGCUCCUCGCUUUCUCCCCCCCCUCCUCGAGUAGCCCAUUUUGCUGAUCAUCUGCUGUGUCGUGCCAACAGUGUCUUAAAAUCCCAUCUCGUUUCUCUUCCCUCCUCCCCUCCCAGCCUUGCGUAACAAGGGCAGAGCACAGCCUCUUCCUUGCCCCUCGGGUUCCUAUUUUAUAACUAUAGCCUUUUUUUCCCCUCCCUUUCACCCUGACCUUGACAGGGUGUGAAAAUGCUUCUGGUUGGUUGGUUUUGUUGGGGUUGUUGGUUUUGGGGUUGGGUUUUUUUUUGUAAGUUCGGAUUAAUAAAUAAUAAAACCCCAGCCAGCA
This is a messenger RNA of Colius striatus (speckled mousebird), 2393 nucleotides long. It is a transcript of the gene CNOT9, whose product is annotated as CCR4-NOT transcription complex subunit 9. Gene Ontology annotation, biological process: negative regulation of translation; mRNA catabolic process. The coding region runs from base 113 to 1012 and encodes 299 amino acids. The transcript is spliced from 8 exons. The record is from RefSeq and is a predicted model, not a curated record. NCBI's taxonomy places the organism in Eukaryota, Metazoa, Chordata, Aves, Coliiformes, Coliidae. Gene Ontology annotation, cellular component: P-body; CCR4-NOT complex; CCR4-NOT core complex.